This is a messenger RNA of Huiozyma naganishii CBS 8797, 1197 nucleotides long. It is a transcript of the gene ERG10, whose product is annotated as acetyl-CoA C-acetyltransferase. The coding region runs from base 1 to 1197 and encodes 398 amino acids. The transcript has a single exon. Gene Ontology annotation, biological process: ergosterol biosynthetic process; fatty acid beta-oxidation. Lineage: Eukaryota; Fungi; Ascomycota; Saccharomycetes; Saccharomycetales; Saccharomycetaceae. Gene Ontology annotation, molecular function: acetyl-CoA C-acetyltransferase activity. The record is from RefSeq and is a predicted model, not a curated record.
AUGUCCCAGAACGUUUACAUUGUUGCUGCCACGAGAACCCCAUUGGGAUCUUUCCAAGGGUGUCUGUCGUCGAAGACGGCUGUUGAAUUGGGUACGAUUGCGCUGCAAGGUGCCCUGGAGCGUGUGCCUCAAUUGAACAGGGAGAAGGACUUCGACGAGAUCUACUUUGGGAACGUCAUGUCUGCCAACCUGGGCCAGGCUCCCGCAAGACAGGUUGCCCUGCAGGCCGGUGUUGGUAACCACAUUGUCGACGCUACCGUGAACAAAGUCUGUGCUUCGAGUAUGAAGGCCGUGAUUAUGGGUGCGCAGUCGAUCAUGUGUGGGUGCGCAGACGUUGUCAUUGCCGGUGGGUGUGAAUCCAUGUCGAACGUGCCUUACUACGCCCCCGCGGCAAGAAACGGUGCACGGUUUGGUGACGCGACGCUCGUGGACGGGAUUCAAAGAGACGGGUUGAACGACGCCUACGACGGGUUGGCCAUGGGUGUCCAUGGGGAGAAGUGUGCCCGCGACUGGGAUAUCACGCGUGAGGAUCAGGACGAGUUCGCCAUCGAGUCGUACCAGAGGGCACAGGCUGCCGAGAACGCUGGGAAGUUUAAGACCGAGAUCGUGCCAGUGACCAUCAAGGGUACCAGGGGUAAGACGGACACCAUCGUCGACAAGGACGAAGAGCCCUUCCGUUUGAACGCGGAAAGACUGAGAUCCGCCAGAACCGUCUUCCAGAAGGACAACGGGACGUUGACCGCCGCGAACUCCUCCCCAAUCAACGACGGUGCCGCUGUGCUGAUUUUGGUCUCAGAGGCGAAAUUGAAGGAACACAACUUGACACCUUUGGCCCGCAUCAGAGGCUGGGGUGAGGCUGCUCACCAUCCAGCGGACUUCACAUGGGCACCAAGUCUGGCUGUCCCCAAGGCUUUGAAACACGCUGGGUUGAGCAGUGUCGACGAUGUUGACUUCUACGAGUUCAACGAAGCCUUCUCCGUCGUUGGUGUGGCAAACCCAAAGAUCUUGAAGUUGAACAAGGACAAAGUUAACGUUUAUGGUGGUGCCGUGGCCCUUGGCCAUCCGCUAGGUUGUUCCGGUGCAAGAAUUAUCGUUACAUUGUUGUCCGUUCUGACUCAAGAGAAGGGUAAGCUUGGUGUCGCUGCUAUCUGUAACGGUGGUGGUGGUGCAUCCUCCAUCGUUAUCGAGAAAUUGUAA